Serpula lacrymans var. lacrymans S7.9 is the source of this 645-nucleotide messenger RNA. RefSeq lists its product as uncharacterized. The coding region runs from base 62 to 514 and encodes 150 amino acids. Gene Ontology annotation, molecular function: structural constituent of ribosome. NCBI's taxonomy places the organism in Eukaryota, Fungi, Basidiomycota, Agaricomycetes, Boletales, Serpulaceae. Gene Ontology annotation, biological process: translation. Gene Ontology annotation, cellular component: mitochondrial large ribosomal subunit. The record is from RefSeq and is a predicted model, not a curated record. The transcript has 3 exons.
UACCUCUACCUGCAACAACUUGGAGUAGACUUUGCAGUGAAGAUUGUCCAACUGAACCACGAUGACCUCCAUAGCUUUUCAUCCAGCGCAUCAAUUUCUAUCUGCUCUACGAGCGCAGUGGUCAAGAUCACUGGCGACGGCGACUAUUCUACCAAGUUUCUUGAGUACUCAACAGCCUUUCAAUUGGUCUAUACCACGCUUAGAGUCUCUACUCGAGCUGUUCCCUUCGAUUGUACUUGCCGUUCCGAAGAAAAAAGUAUCACAUUCGCGCAAGUCGAUGCGUAGCGCGAAUAAAGGACUGAAAGACAAAAUGAAUAUUGUCAACUGUCCAGCUUGUGGGGCACCGAAGCUUGCCCACCACCUUUGCCAAGAAUGCUAUAAAUCAAUUACGGCUCGCUGGAAACUUGAAGCUAACAGAGCAGAGAAACGUGCGAAGCGGAAGCCGGUUUCUGGUGGCAGUUGGGCUGAAGACGGUGUACCGCUCAUGCUUGACGCGCCAUCCAAGCAGUCAUAAUGACAUCUUAGAUUUGGGGAAGAUUUUCUUGGCAUUUUCAACUGUUCAUACUCCAGACGAGAUUGCAGUCAUUACAGCUCCUAGACUUACUCGCAUUAAUGGCAUAUUGAACCUGCAUUCUGAAAGCACAA